Parascedosporium putredinis is the source of this 1071-nucleotide messenger RNA. NCBI's taxonomy places the organism in Eukaryota, Fungi, Ascomycota, Sordariomycetes, Microascales, Microascaceae. The record is from the annotation of a GenBank genome assembly.
AUGGCGUUCGGUAGGGAAGCCCAAACCGAGGGCUUGGUGCUCCAGAGAGCAUACUCACACACGCAAGUCGUCGGGCGAGAAGGUAGCUUUAAUGCUGGUGGAGGUCAAGUCCUUAGUCCUCAGUGCGCCCGGAAAGGAGGCCUUGCCGCCACAAGUCUUCCGGAGAAGGAGGCUAUCAACGAGGCUCCAGAGUUAGAUCGGUAUGACAUCGAGGCUGAGAAGGCACUCUUGUCGACACAUCUGGAGAGUGGCGUAUCCAAAUCUCCCACCAUCGCCAUCCCAUCCAGGGAAUCGGCUCUCAGCCAGAUAGAACACCUGACCAAGCUCAAACACUGCCUUCUAGAAUCCCUUGCCAAGGGAGAUGUGAAGAAGACGGAAGGAGAGAGGCGGUCUUCUCACCCAUCUCAGGAGUGGGACGAGGAACUGUAUACCCCGGCCAACAGCACCGUUGGAUCGCCCAUCCCGCGAGGAGAAGGAGGAAUCAGCUUGUCUGCGGUAUUGGAUGAGGAAUCCUCAACCCCUAGGCCAAAGAAAGGCGAUACUCAUCAAGUCCAGGCGGCGACCCCGAAAUUUAUCACUAAUCCCUUUGAAACCCCGGGGCCGUCCCGAAAUCUGGAAGAUGAUCUCGAAGACCUUUGCGACGAUAACUAUGCUCUCUCACCAUCAACCACGCCCUACGUGCCUUGCGGCCCGGCGGUUACCCUAAACCCUUUUGUGCUCGGAAGUCCCCUGGAGUCUUCAAUGGCCCGACGCACCCGACUUUCCUGCCCGGACCUGGCAGACAUCGAUUCGGACGACGAUUACUUGUACAUGGGCAGACGGGCCCUGAAAGGUGACGAUGAUGAUCUCAGCAUGUCUGCCCGCAACCGCAUGGAUGUUCCGGUUCCCCGAUCCCAAUCGUUGGACUCUGGAUACCCCGGGGUCGCAUUUCAUACCGGCCCGGUGGGAUAUUUGAACGGGUCACCCAUCACCAUCCCAAUGGUGCGGGAUCCCGAUCUUCUCGAGACCCUCGUAGGAGGCCAUGUAAAUGGCACUGCAGAGGAGAACUUUCAGGCUCAAGGACAGCCAUAG